AUGGCUGCUUUUGAUACGGUUAUCUUCAUUUCGAUUCAAGUCAUUUUGUUAACAGUUGGAUCAACUCGAGUCGCAAAGCUCCUAUUCAAUGACUACAAAGCACCCUCGCCGAUGGCGCUCAAACAUCCGCUGUAUAUACCACAUCUGCUAUUUUCGCUGACACUCAGUAGCUCUUGCACUCUGUUUCUGCUUGUGUUUAGUGAAAUUAUCAACCUCUUCUCCAAUACAGCACGCUCACAGUAUUGGAAGCUGAAUCUCGACCUACUACUGCUGCUUGUCAUUGUCGCUAUACCUUGGUUUCAACUGUAUGCUUUCCUACAUACUACAAGAGGAUGGAAAUCAAAAUCAUCCAUGUAUCUGACAACUAGUCUCUGGAUUGUUUAUCUCUAUUUGUUCAGUCAGAUUGAGCAACACACAGCACUAGCAACGACAUCAUGGAUUGAACUCGGCAUUAUUCGUAUCAGUGUCAUUGGGAUCACUUUGAUCUCUGUAUUAUCUGGAUUUGGUGUGGUCAACACGCCAUUUACAACUUGGUCCUCAUACAAGAGACAUGUCAGCGAACAAGAUUUCAAAGUGGCAGAACACGCCUAUCAGCAGACAGAGGACAUGAUCCAAGGCAAAAGGGUCUUGUUGGAGAAAAUGCAGAGUCAAGAGGACGCAUCAGACAAGAAGAAGGCAUCUACAUCCGACGAUGGAUUUUUCGCGCGUAUGGUAUCAUCGAUAACAGGCUCUGACGACAAUGAAAUUAGGCUGCUGCAGACUGAAAUUGAGCAAUUGGAAGGGUUAGCUGUCAAUAUGAAAUCUGAUUUGGAUGAAUUGGAGCGUGGCAGGGCCAAAAGUAGAUUCUCGCAGACUUGGAAGGGACGCAUCUGGGGUGUAGUAGACAAAAUAUUCGCUAUAUACUGUAUCUAUAAACUGAUUGUGACGACGAUCAACGUAUUGCUGCAGCGCUCUGGCAGCUCUGAUCCCAUCACAAAAAUGCUAUCCGUAAUGAUGAGCCAUUUGGAUAGAAACAAUAUGGAUUUCAAGAUUGAUCCAGUGUUCUGGUCGCAACAGCUUAGCUUUUGGUUUGCAGGUAUCAUUGUGUUUGGAUCUGUAAGAGGGUUCCUGAAGCUUUUAACUCGAGUCCUUCAAGUGUUUAUGCUUAAAGUCACUUUUUCUGCAAGCAAUAUCUUGUUGUUUGUGGCUCAUAUGAUGGGCAUGUACUUUCUGAGUUCGGUGUUGAUGAUGCAGAUGAGCUUACCGCCAGAAUACAGAUAUUUGGUCUCGUCGUCACUGCAGUCUGUGGAGUUCGACUACUUUAAACGCUGGUCAGACAUUAUCUUUGUGGUUUCAUCGCUUAUAUCAGCCUUGGUUAUCUAUGUGAUAUAUAUCACGCAUGAUGCAAAAAGUAUGGCCACUGAUUUCGCAGAUAUUGAGCUGAUGUCUGCAGAGAAUGGUCGAUAUGAAUAA
Mucor velutinosus is the source of this 1452-nucleotide messenger RNA. Its product is annotated as C2H2-type zinc finger transcription factor. The transcript has 7 exons. Gene Ontology annotation, cellular component: membrane. The record is from RefSeq and is a predicted model, not a curated record. Bases 1 to 1452 code for a protein of 483 amino acids. NCBI's taxonomy places the organism in Eukaryota, Fungi, Mucoromycota, Mucoromycetes, Mucorales, Mucoraceae.